Messenger RNA from Perognathus longimembris pacificus (Pacific pocket mouse), 1668 nucleotides. It is a transcript of the gene Tcf7, whose product is annotated as transcription factor 7. The record is from RefSeq and is a predicted model, not a curated record. Gene Ontology annotation, biological process: regulation of transcription by RNA polymerase II; canonical Wnt signaling pathway. Lineage: Eukaryota; Metazoa; Chordata; Mammalia; Rodentia; Heteromyidae. Gene Ontology annotation, molecular function: DNA-binding transcription factor activity, RNA polymerase II-specific; RNA polymerase II cis-regulatory region sequence-specific DNA binding. Gene Ontology annotation, cellular component: beta-catenin-TCF complex. Bases 26 to 1450 code for a protein of 474 amino acids. The transcript is spliced from 12 exons.
GCCCCGGCGGGCGGAGCAGCGCACCAUGCCGCAGCUGGACGCCGGCGGAGGCAGCGCGGGUGGCGGCGGCGGCGGCGGCGGCGACGACCUCGGCGCGCCCGACGAGCUGCUGGCCUUCCAGGAUGAGGGCGAGGAGCCGGACGACAAGAGCCGGGACAGCGCCGCGGGCCCCGAGCGAGACCUGGCCGAGCUCAAGUCGUCGCUCGUGAACGAGUCCGAGGGCGCGGGGGUCCCGGGAGCCGACGCCGGGGCCCGCGGCGAGGCGGAGGCCGGGGCCGAGGCCCUCGGGCGGGAACACGCUGCGCAGAGACUUUUCCCGGACAAACUUGGGGAGUCUCUGGAGGACGGCCUGAAGGCCCCGGAGUGCUCCAGCGGCAUGUACAAAGAGACCGUCUACUCCGCCUUCAAUCUGCUCAUGCACUACCCACCCCACUCGGGAGCCGGGCAGCCCCCCCAGCCGCAGCCCCCGCUGCACAAAGCCAGUCAGCCCCAUCACGGGGUCCCCCAACUCUCUCCUCUCUACGAGCAUUUCAGCAGUCCACACCCCACCCCUGCACCUGCAGACAUCAGCCAGAAGCAAGUUCACAGGCCGCUGCAGACCCCUGACCUCUCUGGAUUCUACUCUCUGACCUCAGGCAGCAUGGGACAGCUCCCCCACACUGUGAGCUGGCCCAGCCCUCCUCUCUACCCCCUGUCCCCUUCCUGCGGAUAUAGACAGCACUUCCCUGCCCCUCCCGCAGCCCCUGGCGCCCCCUACCCCAGGUUCACUCACCCGUCCCUGAUGCUGGGUUCCGGGGUUCCGGGUCACCCAGCAGCCAUCCCACACCCAGCCAUUGUGCCGCCCUCAGGGAAGCAGGAGCUGCAGCCCUACGACCGAACUCUGAAAACACAGGGGGAGUCCAAGGCAGAGAAGGAGGCUAAGAAACCUACCAUCAAGAAGCCCUUGAAUGCCUUCAUGCUCUACAUGAAGGAGAUGCGAGCCAAGGUCAUUGCAGAGUGCACACUCAAGGAGAGCGCCGCCAUCAACCAGAUCCUGGGCCGCAGGUGGCAUGCACUGUCUCGAGAAGAGCAAGCUAAGUAUUAUGAGCUGGCCCGCAAGGAAAGGCAGCUUCACAUGCAGCUAUACCCAGGCUGGUCGGCACGGGACAACUACGGAAAGAAGAAGAGGCGGUCAAGAGAAAAGCAUCAAGACUCCACUGCAGACCCUGGCUCGCCUAAGAAAUGUCGUGCUCGCUUUGGCCUCAACCAGCAGAUGGAUUGGUGUGGUCCCUGCAGGUGGGUUUGUCCCCACCAUCAUUCUCCCUUUGCUUCAAGCUGCUCCCCCAACUGCCUAUGCUCUGCUGGGCCUGUAGCUCCCUCCUUUGUCCCCUCAGGCCCCACCCCUAGCCUGCCCAGGAGACAAGGGACUAAUCCACACCUCUUAAAGAGUAGAAUACAACAUAGCUUGUAGAGAUCACAUGGGUCUUAGGAGUGAAGGGACAGAAACAGAAGGCAGGCAGGUGCCACCCAGGUAUAUAGAAAGUCCUCAAAGACAAUCACACGCCACUCAGGCGGAAUGGGACCCCGUCCUCAGAUGUCAAAGGUGGGAUCCCUGAUGAUAGAGAAUGCUAAGAAAAAGCAAUAAACACUACAGGACUGUCCAGUCAUGUGACUUGGUAACUUUAGACC